Messenger RNA from Verticillium alfalfae VaMs.102, 658 nucleotides. RefSeq names its product protein kinase family protein. NCBI's taxonomy places the organism in Eukaryota, Fungi, Ascomycota, Sordariomycetes, Glomerellales, Plectosphaerellaceae. Gene Ontology annotation, biological process: tRNA export from nucleus. The record is from RefSeq and is a predicted model, not a curated record. Gene Ontology annotation, cellular component: cytoplasm. Bases 124 to 531 code for a protein of 135 amino acids. The transcript has 3 exons.
AGGACGUGACACUUCAAGGGGGACACAUUCUUUCUUUAGUCCUCACGACGCGAUCGCUAUCCGCCAACACCACUUCAUUCUCCUCGUUACGUGUCGCGGGCACUUCCAGGUUGCUGUGCGACCAUGAAUUUCUUCUCCGCCGUGGCCUCGGCCAUAUCCCAAGGGUCCCCCUUACCCUACAACAUUGGCGACAAGGUCGAUGUUGACCAGUCCAUCUGGACCCUGAACAAUGGCACAAAGAGGGAAGACGGAUCCAGCUGCAGUGUUUUCUCCUUCGACAUCGCCGCCAACAAGUCUCGACUACCCCUCGCGAAGAACGCCCUGCGCAAGCUGCGGACGCUCCGACAUCCUGGAGUGAUUAAAGUUCUAGACACUGUCGAAACCGAGACCCAUAUCUACAUUGCGACCGAGAGAGUCGUGCCCCUGAGGUGGCAUAUCAGGAGAAAAAGCCUGAGUCCCGAAGCUAUCAAAUGGGGUCUGCACAGUGUUGCCGUACGUUAUUGGAGGCGCACCUGCUUUACCUGUUCGUGAUAAAAGCCUGACACUGCAGCAGCGGACGGUCAAGUUCAUAAACGACGAGGCAACCUCGAUUCACGGCAACAUCAAGGCUGGCUCUGUGUAUACAUCCGAGAGUGGAGAAUGGAAGCUGGGCGGCUUC